This is a messenger RNA of Seminavis robusta, 1651 nucleotides long. NCBI's taxonomy places the organism in Eukaryota, Bacillariophyta, Bacillariophyceae, Naviculales, Naviculaceae. The record is from the annotation of a GenBank genome assembly.
GCUAGUUUUGCGUCAAUCCAGUGACCAUGCACCCUGAAAGCUAACCAUGCCUCCUGAAAGCUCACCAUGCCUCAAGAAGGCAGCAAGCAGCGCCCCUGCGCCUUCCGUGCUCCCGUAGUUUAUGAUUGUGCAUGCAGCUAAUGGUUACAGCCACAACAAACCAUGUCCCUGCAAGCUCCAGAAUCGAAUAAUGGAGAGCACCAAGCCAACCUUCAUCCAGGGCAAGGACAGCUCCCCGAGGGAUUGAACAGGAACAGUGAACAUGCUUCCACCACUGGCCAGUCCAACAAAGAAGACGAUACACCACCAGAGAUCCCAGAAGGCAUCGACCCAACCUUCUUCCAGUUAUCAGAAGAGGAAAAGGAGAAUGCUGCGGAUAUCAAGGAUGCCAUUGAAAGCUUAACAGAUGCAGACAAUCUGUCAGACUUUAUGUAUGCAAAUAUGGCUCUUGUAUGGGAUGUAGCCACUGCAGUGGAACAUGCCUACCUGAUACAAGAAGUGAGAAAUGAGUAUAAGAUACUGCUAACGUAUGAAGAUGGUGUCCGAGCAAUCACAGAAUUGGUAGAACUGUGGCCGACAUAUUUUCUCUCUUACAUGUUUGAUUUAAAGGAGGCAAAGUCUGUUUUGGUAAUGGACUUGAGCGUCCCAGAUAAGGAAUCCUGGAGAGACCCCAGGAAAGUUGCAAAGUUGAUCCGUGGAGGGUUCUACGUCACAGCUGCCACAUUCCCUACCUUGGAGGUCAUGAGGAAAGGUAAAACUGACAUCUUUGAAUUUGAAGGGUUUCAGUGGGGAAAGGGUAUGGUUGAGGUGAGAGGUGCCGACGAAGUUACCCGCCAGACCAUCGGUGCCUUGCCUUCGAAAUUCGAAGCUCAUUUCUACCACACUCCUAUGAUGGCAAAUGUGUUUGUGUCCAUGUUGAAAAAGAUGCUCCCCACAGAGGUUGCAGCAAGGUUUCAUGUUGGGUUUCGAUUUGCCGGAGGGAGAUUAUCCACUUUCUACUUACAACCAACACCUGAAAUCGCUUCCAAGAGAACCUUGGGAAACCUGCUGGAGGGCCUUAAAAUUCGAUUUGACAGUGAGAAGAUGUUUUCACUUGAUACAAAUUAUGGCACGCUUCAAGAGGAGGAGGAAGGCGAGGACUGAGACCACCCGGUUCUUUUUCGAUGCAUUGGCGUGGAUUGUGUCCUUGCAUGUAUGUGCAAUCGUUCAAUUCCCUUCCCCCAUUGCCUUCCUCUUCCAUUGAGACCCCGGCUGAUUGGCACUCAUGUGUACACCGAAAUGCGUAAACACAGUUCAAUUGCCAUGGCAUAGUCUCAAGUGGUUGCGCUGGGCCAAUCCGCGAAGGAAACUAGGACACUGCAUUUGUAUAUUCGCUUUAUUUACUUACUGCACUGAUUGUGGGCCCUUCCGCUAGCAAGGAAGUUGUGUCUUCAAUAGGCGAACAAAGCUCCAAGUCCAAAGUUGGAUUAUGACUAGCCAAAUGCAUCUAUCUAGGGAACUUGGUCUAAUUGGGAUACAAACACUGGUGGUUGUGGUGCGCUGGGGGCUGAAACGUAAACGGACAUCCGUUGGUUUCCUGGUAUUUAGUUGAAUACAACGAUCAGGGCAUUCUCAUGGGUCUGGAGGGAUGCCCACUAUCCUUCCAUUCCAU